Messenger RNA from Limulus polyphemus (Atlantic horseshoe crab), 1525 nucleotides. RefSeq lists its product as uncharacterized. The transcript is spliced from 3 exons. Bases 562 to 1305 code for a protein of 247 amino acids. Lineage: Eukaryota; Metazoa; Arthropoda; Merostomata; Xiphosura; Limulidae. The record is from RefSeq and is a predicted model, not a curated record.
GAACUGGCACGGACCGGGGGAAUCCGACUGUCUAAUUAAAACAAAGCAUUGCGAUGGCCGUCGGACGGUGUUGACGCAAUGUGAUUUCUGCCCAGUGCUCUGAAUGUCAAAGUGAAGAAAUUCAACCAAGCGCGGGUAAACGGCGGGAGUAACUAUGACUCUCUUAAGGGAGUAUGGAGUUCUAUAACUCCCUUAAUGGGAGGAGACCCAAACUAUCCUAGGAUGGGGCGGAACCGACCAUAUGAGCCAUAUUAACAUUGCCCACACUAUCCUCUGGAGGUACCUCCUCGUGGUACGGCUGGAUAUAGGUAAAUCCUGUAACCAAAUCCUCCAACCCGUGAAGGAGAACACUAAAAACCCAUAUAGUGGCCUCGCCAACCACUAUAUGUCCAACGGCAGGAGAAGCUAUCUCCCGGAUGGGAAGGAAAACCCUAAACCGUGAUGGGAACUUACCGGCCCCAUCAGCUAUUGGGUACCCGGUAGGGACUUGCAACCCUACCCUGUAUUUGCAUUUUAUAGGGAACCGGUCGGCCCUAUAUCAGAGUAGACCGUUUAUUAAAUAUGGGUGAAAAUAUUAACAGUAAAAGCUAUGGUUUGGCGUCCGUGGGGUGCCAGGGCGGCGGCCAAACCCGAGCUACUUGGCACCAACUGGGGAUGGUAGCUUCCGAGCGAUUCCCUGGCGACGUGGGACCUAUCGACGAUGGAAUCCAAACAUCCGGAAUAGAGGAAUUGAGAAAUACCUAUUCCACCACCGGCUCACAUACCCAAGGUGAACCCGGUGCAACUAGAGUACAACCUAUCUGGGGCGGUAGGUGCCGAACCACUCAGGUGGACGGCUUGUUUAUUGAUGUCUCCCUACGAGACACGAAUUGUGACAAAUCCACUCCGGUGGACAAUUACCCGAUCUAUGAACCUGUUACCGAUAUAAGACAAGAAAAUAAAGAACUGACAACGCCUAGAGCUUCAGGCAGCACGUCUGUAAGUAUCCAGUCAUCGAGCGUGACUGAGGGCGAAAUUGAUAAUAACUCUGAAACUGAGGAAUUGACGGAUAUAUGUUUGGCUACGCCUAGAGCUUCAGGCAGCACGUCUGUAAGUAUCCAGUCAUCGAGCAUGACUGAGGGCGAAACUGACGAAAGGGCCACGCCUAGAGCUUCAGACAGCUCGUCUGGAAGCAUCCAGUCAUCGUGUGUGACUGAGGGUGAAUGUCUGCCUCCUACAGACAACUGCAACCUGUCUGUAGAGAACCAGUUACCGGGUAGGUUCACUGGUAACCGUGCGUCUGCCCUUCAGAAAGGUGGCAUGUGACUUGUGUUCCAAAGAGUUCUUGGCAUACUCGAAGUUUGCAGUCCAUCAGGCAAACUUCCACGAUUCAGAGACUCAGGCAUGCUGCUCAUAUUGUGGUAAAAGUGAUGGUAAUCAUCAUGCAAUAGCCUGUCACGUUCCGAAAUGUCCCUGGCGGCGAACUGUUACGUUUGCUGCGAACUUGAGCAAUUUCUCGUGUGAUCUUUUCAGUGAUAGUUUUAAG